GCAGUAAUUUUUGCAUAAGAAAUAAAUGUCAAUAAAUUUUCAUUUACAAAGUCGCUUUCCCGAUCCGCGGUGGAGUGGAGGUGUGUUUUAGUAGCAUGAUGAACCCCAAGAUGAGCCUUUCGCCUCCGCAGCAGCAGUUCCCGGCCAUGAACUCACCGCAGAGGGCUGGCUCAUCCUCGCUCUCUGUUCCGGGUGGCUCAUCUAGCCGCAUCAAGGUUUCCCUGAAGCCUGGCCGAUCCCUAAUGGACUGGGUUAGGCUGGGUAAGCAGCAGGGACGAAGGCUGAAUGGAGUGCAGGGCCAGAGGAUGGAGGUGACUGAAGAAGAACUUGCUAAGCAUAACAAGAUUGACGAUGGCUGGUUGGCGAUCAGAGGUAAAGUAUACAAUGUGACCCCCUACAUGGAAUAUCACCCAGGUGGAGCCGAGGAAUUAGAGAGAGGACUUGGAAAAGAUGCUACUGAUCUCUUCAAUGAGGUACAUAGAUGGGUGAAUGUAGAGUCAAUGCUUGAGAAGUGUCACAUUGGUUCUCUUCAGAAAGGUGAUCCCAUGGCUGUCUUCAAAGUGCCAGAUAAGAAGACCUCCCCUUCCAAGCCUGAGGAGACUGGAAGCUAUACCAUAAAAUGGCCAGAUACUGUAGAAGACAUUCCGUGGUAUAUGUGCAAGCUCAGAGGCAGAGACAAUAAAGUCAGAGCAAAACACGACUGGUACCAAAUGGGCGAUCAGGUUGUCAUAUCAAUAUACGCUAAGUGCAUGUUUUUCACCACGGACCAUGUAAUAAUAGAUCUGAAAGAGAAGACCCUAAAAGUAACUCUCUACCUCGACAGUCAGUACUUCACACUCCAUCUUGAACUUCCAGAGGAGGUCCAUCCAAACGUAAAAGUGACGCAACGCAAGGGUAACAUGCCUAUAAGAUGCGACCUUUGGCUGAAGAAGAAGAAUCCAAACAUCAAAUGGACGACGUUAGGGCUCCCUCUAGAUGACCACAAGAAAACAGCCCCAACCACUGAUUACGAGCCUUGCUUCAGGACCUGUACGUUACGUAAACGGACACCUGUGACACACGACACAUAUCUGAUGACCUUUGACCUUCCAGAAGGCACACAGUUCAAAGUUCCUUUCGGAUAUCAUGUAUACCUCAAAGCAAACGUUCAUGGAGAGGAAGUGAGUAGACCGUACACACCAGUGUACCCAAGCCUGAAACAUGAGGAGGAUGAGGAAGAAACAGAUAGGUCAAACUCAAAGUGCAGUAUUCACCUCAUGCUCAAAAUAUAUCCACAGGGACUCUUCACACAACACUUAGCAACUCUCAAGGAAGGUGACGAGAUAGAAAUGAGUAACCAUGAUGGUAACUUUAACCAUGAGUGUACGUACAAGCAGCUAACAGUGGUCUACUUCAUAGCAGCGGGAACAGGCUUUACCCCUAUGGUCAAACUCAUCCAGAGAGGACUUGCAGAAGAUUCAAAAUGCAAGUUCAGACUGUUAUUCUUCAACAAGACCCAGAAGGAUAUUGUCUGGAGGGAGCAUUUGGACGAGUGUGUAGAACAGAGUAAAGGAAGGUUUGAAGUAACUCACAUCCUGUCUACUGAAGGAGCGCCCUCAUGGACAGGUCACACGGGUCGCAUCAGUAAAGAGCUUCUCAACGAGCUUAUACCCAAGCAUGGCCCUGAAGAUAUACCUGUCUUUGCCAUUUGUGGGCCUACUCCUUUUAUGAAUACUGCUUUCCAAUUGCUUCUGGAUGCUGGUUAUACGGAGAAAUGCAUCUGUCUUUUCUCAGGUUGAUAAUGGCGAGACAAACCAUAACAAAGAAAUAGACUUUGGCUAAAAAACCUUAUAAUCUAGACCGGAUCCCAUCAUUCCUUUCCGACCCACUCUCCAUCAUUUAUGAAUGUUGAAGUCUUUUGGGAUUACCUUGCCAUGUGAAACAUUGAACUAUUAUACAUGUAGCUUUGUGGUGGCAAUUUUCCCUACAUGUGACUACUCCUCCUAUCUCCCUUACCUCUGAAUGAAUGGGAUUUAUCUGCCUUGGAUAUUGUGGUAUGGACCCUGUCAUUCAAGCAGAGAGAUGUAGCAAUGAUGAUUGAUACAUGUACCUUAAAGGGCACCGUCGCAACAAGAUGAAAUUGAACUUGGGUCUCCGUGUUGCGACAACAAUUUCCCAACAGAAGCUAGAGCCUCUGAUAUGGAAGUCUCAUACCGAAGACGCGAGAUUCGGUACAUUGGACUUGGAUGAAGAGUCGCACAGCGAAAUACAUGUAGAUGCCUUGACAAGUGAUGCAGUAAAUGUCAUGUUCAGACUUAGACCCCUGAGCAAUUUCAUAGUCCAGUGACCAACUUGUAGCUACUCUGCCACAACGCCUUUGCUGAUCGGAGAAGCAAAUUCGACAGAUUUUCAAUGAUGAAUAGGGGGCAUUCUAUCAAAGCAGCUAGUUUCACUCUACUGUAUCUCAUGAAUUGAGGAUCAGGGCCCCGUCUUACAAAGAGUUGCGAUUGAUCCGAUCAAUCAUAACUCUGGACGGCCAGCAACGUCAACAUCUAUUAUGCAUGUUUGUUCAAAGUAUUUUCUGGCUAUGAUGUAUAUUCAUGCAUCCAUUGUUUUCUUGAAAAUUCACUGCGCUUCUCUUUGCAUACAAUGGACGGGGCCCCGUCUUACAAAGAGUUACGAUUGAUCCGAUCAGUCGUAACUCUAUGGAAAUCUAUCAGUGUCAUAAUAUUUUAUACAGGAAAUGUGCAAAAUGUCCUUUUUAAACAAAGGAGAACACACCAAAUUGUCAAGAAAUCAAUUAAUUUAUGGAUAUACAUUCAUAUCUAGAAUCUUUUUUUUUAACAAUCAUGCAUUUUAUAUGUUGACUUUGCUGACUUUCCAUGCAAUUCUUUGUAAGAUGGGCCCCAGUACUGGACUAUUAAACCCUGGCCCGUAUUCUGAACUUGGGCUAGAUAAAUAUCUAUUACAAAUUAAUGAGUCCACUCUUCAAACAGUCGACUCAUGAAUAAAAUAGCGAGGAUAACCACGGCAACAUGCGUCAAUUUGGCGCACUGUGACAGAAUCGCGCAUCAGCAUUGGACAUUUUUAAAAAUAUGCGGUAAACCAUGGGUUCAACCGAUGGUUUUAAAAACCACCUUUGUGAUUUUGGGCUAUUAUGUCCUUAAUCAAUUACAUAGGGAUAUAUCACUUUGCACAAUAAUGGAUCACCACUUGUGCAUUAAAUCAUUUAUAAUUUACAAAUAGCUUUAUGAAAUGCAUAGACCCACCUUGUUGAACGUAUCAGCUCAUUUGAUACAUGAAUAAUUCAUAACUGUCUUGGAAUAAUAACUGAAGUAGAUUUCUUCAUUAUGAGAACAUGAGUAGAGAGCACAGUCGAGAUAAGAAAUGUACAAUGUAAGCAAUAUUUGACACUUUUCUGCUUCCCAUGAUUUCAGCCCAGAGAUUCACCAUAGCCUAAAACUAAAGUUCAGUAUACAGACCCAUGAGUAUUUCUUGGUCUUAAUCAUAACAGCAUAAGAGACACACACUUUAAUCUGCUGCGUACUUAAGGUCGCAAAGGCCUAUUACAUUGGGAAGGCAACAGAUAUUCAUUCGAGCCAACCCAUUAUCAAUUUUUUUUAUUUUGAUAUGGCUGAUUGACAAAGUGAAUGAAUAUGAUUGUCCAUCUGACGCCGAUUCUAUUUUUGGUAAUUACUGAACUUCCUUUUCCCGCAUUGGGAAGAAAUAUCACCAACUUUGGAUCUAUAUUUUGACUGGCGGAAGGAUAAGGGCUAUUUCACUGUUUCAGGUGAUGAAUUUGAUCCCUCGGGAGAUUCCUUUAUAAAUGCCAAUUUAUUCUUAAAAUGAGCCGGCCGGUCGAGGGACCCUUUUCUGGUCAGAUAUGGAUUGUCAGAUAUUUAUCCUAUCAACUGGUAGUAAACAUUCGACCCCCAAAUUUCAUCCUUAUUUUUUAUGAAUUUUUUAAAAGUGCCAUUUUAACACACGAGUCUAUGGGAAAUGUUUUAGACCUGUGAUACCUUAAUUCCCAAAUCACUUAUCUGUCCUCUUAGGAACGGUAGUGACUAUGUAUUAAGUUUAACUUGAAAAGUACUAGCCAUAUUGGACAAGAUUUAAGCAAAAUGGGAGUCAGAUAUUGUCACUUGAAAAGUUACAGCUCUAUGUACAUGUACGUCUAAAGAAUGAAGCAGAAAUACAUGUAUGGGGAAAUUUCAUAUUAUCACUACAAUUGCAGUAUAUAAUACAUGUACAGAUAUGAUCAUUUUUUUAUAUGUACAUAUUCAUAUAUCUACCAAUUUCAAAUUAAUUAUAGCAGUUGUAAUUUAGAUGUUUGAUUUGUUUCAAUAUAUUUUACAUCCUUCUUGAAUAUUUGAAUCAUGAUAUUUACCAUGUUAUUUACAUGUAUAUGGAAUGUAUUUUUAUAUGAAUUUCUGGAAAUUAUGUUAUGUUUGUAUAAUAUAUGUAUAUAUCACCACUCUUUACAUCUUUUCUGUCAUGAGAUAAAGUCAGAAAAAUUUAAACCUUUUGUAUUCCACACCAAUAUAUCAUUUCCUGUUGUAUUUCAUAUUUGUAAAAACUGUAUAUUUUGUCCUCUGGAACAUCUGUUACCCUUAAUAUUUUGUGCUGUAUGUUUGGGGGUGUUUACUCUGUGAUCCUUAAAAACUCAAAGCAGUUGACUGGAUCUUUAUUGUUUUAGACUUUUCAUUCUGAAAUACUACCACAUUAUGAUUGAGUUUGUUUUAUAUGUGAUGUGGGUGUAUUGAUUUGUAAUAAUAAAUUGUAAAUUCUUCUCCUUUUUGUGGGUGAAAUGACAAAUCAAAUUGAGACAUUAGCUUUAGACUUCUCUGAGUAAAAUUUGGCUCAGUGAUUUGGAGUAAACAUUCUUUAUAUUACAAACAUUUUCAUCAAUGAUGUUAUUCAUAGAUGUCAUUUUUGUUAUGAUUAUUGGUAUGAUGUAUAUACUUUCUCUUUUUACUCUGUAAAAAAAUACAAUCCAGCCUGCUAUGAAAAUUUCUCAUAAACCAUUUAAUUCCAGUUUAUUGGUGUUCUUGUAGACAGAUAUUCUUCCUUUAAUCAUAUUGAAUUAGGAUAAACUUUCCUUUUAUACUAAUUGUCAAUAAUUAAUUGGUGUCUGGUGACUUAGCUGAUCUAUCAAUUUCAUAUUGACAGGAUUAUGUUCAAACGAUGCUGGGAAAAAAUAAUCGUCAAAGUCCUCACAAGUUAUUUUUUGUCUCUUCAAAUUUAUUUAACUUGUAAUUUAUUAUUUUAUAUAUUUUGACGUCAUUUCAUUGUCAAUCAUAAGUAUUAUACCAAUUUUCUAGAAUGUUUGAGAUAAAUUGUUUUGUGAAUCAACGUUUUUCCAUGAAGAUGAUUUCUUUCAUGUAAAUGCUUCUUUAUAUUGGCAUGUUGCUAAUCAACUCAUUUGGGUGGUAUUCUGAGAAUUAAACCUAGGUUUAACCCUAGACUAAACUAGAAUUUAAACCAAACUUUGGAAUGCUGGGGUUUUUCACAUUUCAUCCAUAUCUGUGGCAAGUGUGAUAUAUUACUUCAUUAAAAUUCAUAUUUUUGUAUUUUCCUUUUCUUCCCAUUUCAGGAUUCAAUUAAUUUUUGACCUACUUUCUGCAGUAGGAUAAGAAUGAAUUUAAUUGAUGUAUGAUUUGACAACUGGCACUCCAUAAAAGUCUGGUUUAAGUUAACCCAGGUUUAACUAUAGAGUGCCGACAUGAUGACGUCACAAAUACUUUUUUUGCAUUUCAGCGUUUUUACUAUACAGUAUUUAGGUAGUGCAUGAUGAAAAACCCCUACAACCCAAAUUUGGUGAGAAUCAGUCCAUGGGGGCCUGAGAUAUGACCUAAUGAAUACAUAAUUAGCCCCAUUGAAGUCAAUUUAUAUCAUUGGCCUGGUUCCUAACUUUUAGAACCAGGCCAAUAAUACACUGUCUUCAGUGGGGCUAAUUAUGUAUUCAUGAGGUCAUAUCUCAGUUCCCCAUGGACCGAUUCUCACCAAAUUUGGGUUGUGGGGGUUUUUCAUCAUGUAAUACCAAAAUAUGGUAUCAAAAAUGCUGAAAUGCAUAAAUCGAAAAUUGAUGAUGUCACACUUUGGUAGGUACUCUAUACCAUGGGUAACAGAAUACCAUCCAUUGUCACUUGAUUUUGGAGAUAGAUCAUAGUAUAUUUAGUUAUAGAUAUAUUUAUAUGAUAUAUAUUGAGAAAACUUAGUAGAAUUGCUGCUUUUGAUAGAUUAUGGCUAUUCAUUCAGUGAUACGGAAGUUAUGUAUUUAUUUCAUCGAAAGCAAUGUGUAUUCUUGUUCUUGAUCAGGUGGUAGAAACGUAGUGGAAAUAGACGCUGGCAUGUUGUCAUCAAAUUUCCCCUUGGCAUCAUUUCUUUUAGAAGUUAUUGAUAGUUUAGCACUCAGAGGUUGAAGAAUUGCUUCCUUUUUUUUCCUACAUGCACAUUUGAAGAGAAUUUUGCCAGGAAUUAAGAUUUAUGAAAUUUUAAAGGUUUUUCUCACACUCAAAUUGACCGUUGACCCUAUUGGGUCUAAAGGGAAAGGUAUGUUCUCAUUGACAAGGGCCAGACGGUAUUACCCUAGCUUCCGCCAGAGAUGCUCGUAGUCUUCAAUCACAGACUCAUAUUUCAUCCUUUAACCAAUUACACCAUGUUUAGAGUGAAGACUAGACACCAAGAGGCCCGUAUUCUGAAGUCAGGUUUAACUUAUUUUCUGAGCUAAAAUUAUGUACGUAUCUUAUGUUUACUGUGCUCUUUCCUGAUUCAUCAAUGGUGAAGACAAUCAUUUUUUUAUACUUCCUAGACAAUAAUAUGAAUGAUUUGAGAGCCAAAUGAGCUGAAAUAUGAUAUCUCUCCUGUUAGUGAUUUACAUGUAUGGAACAAUUGGCUAUCCAUACUUAAACCACAACUUUAAACCUGACUUCAGAAUACGGGCCAGAUUGUGUUUGGUAGACCAGUCACAGUAUUGUGAAUCUAGUCUCAUUACUUCAGACUCUGCAUUAUGCACUAUGCAAAAACCGAAGGUCUGUGCCUAAGACUAAGUUGCACCUCUCUAGUAGACAUUAGUGGGGUUUCACCACCGAUAUUACUAACAAUAAUGUAACAUAACUUGGUAAAUUAUGAAAUGACUAUAUUAAUCAAGAAACAGGUUAUUAUGUUAUUAUUUUCAAUAAUCCUCCCGUUUUUGUCUCGCCUGAACAAAGUUUGGUAGAGAUCUAGUAAUCACUUUUCCUGUUGGUCUGUCAGUCUGUUCCUCAAGAUGUUAAAGCUUUUGUUCAACUUGCUCUUAUUUCUUCAUUUCUGUAUCUAUUAUGUUGAGACUUGGUACAUAUGAUCCAUAGGUAAUACCGCAUGUGUGUCCAUGAGGGGGAUGGGGUCAAAGGUCAUCUAGUGGUCAAAAGGUCAAGUUUUUGUUAAAAUUGCUCAUUUCUUUAUAUUUGCCUCAAUUGUGUUUACACUUGGAACAAAUAAUCAUUGGGUAAUACCACACGUGUGCCCAUGAGGAUGAUAAGGUCAAAAGAUCAUAUUGCAUAUUUUAUCGAUCUCGAUGUCAGGCGAGACUCCACCUUGUUUUUUAGUAAGAGCCCACCUUGGAUUUUGUUAACAGUGUAAUUGGCAAUAUAUUAUGUGGUAGUAUAAAAGUUUCAUGAUUUCUCUAGCAAGGGCAUACUUUGCUUUGUGUAUCUGUGUACAUUUGGGUUGAAUAUGAAAUGGACAAAAUAUUAGAAAAUA
Molecule: messenger RNA, 7719 nt
Organism: Lytechinus pictus (painted urchin)
Lineage: Eukaryota; Metazoa; Echinodermata; Echinoidea; Temnopleuroida; Toxopneustidae
Product: cytochrome b5 reductase 4-like
Exons: 15
Coding region: 96-1778 (560 amino acids)
Molecular function (GO): heme binding; oxidoreductase activity; FAD binding
Source: RefSeq, a predicted model, not a curated record